This is a messenger RNA of Chaetomium fimeti, 1560 nucleotides long. RefSeq lists its product as uncharacterized. NCBI's taxonomy places the organism in Eukaryota, Fungi, Ascomycota, Sordariomycetes, Sordariales, Chaetomiaceae. Bases 292 to 1560 code for a protein of 422 amino acids. The transcript has 2 exons. The record is from RefSeq and is a predicted model, not a curated record.
GCCAUCCUCCUCCGCCUUCUCCAAACCACCACCACCACGACAGGCCGCAUAAACGGCCAUAGUACCAUGCCAUUCAUUGACUAGCUUAUUCGGCCUCUUUGUUUUGACCGCCAGUUGGUGAAACACUCCUUCUCGCUCGCACUUGAGCUUAGAAUUUGGGUCUCCACUUGCGACGCCGCGACUCGCUCGCUGGUACUCGAGAAGCAAACAACAGUACACAGCAGCCGCUCUUCCCUCAAACCCGUGUUUGCGAUCUUUGCCGCCCACAUAGCCAUCGACCACGAGCUCGCAAUGCCCGAUCUCAACUCGGUUCCGCCCUCACCACACGCACUCGCCGCAUUAUCGCGUCGUGCAUCUUCUCAACAAAUGCCGCCCCCGCCCGCGCCGGGGUCGCCUUCGCUCAACAUUCUACCCUCGAAUCAAAACGCCGUCAACGCCGCCACUUCCCCGAGUCUGCCUUCUCCGGGUUUUCAGGCAUCGACCUCCCUCCCAGGGCCGACAAUGGGCGAUAACACGGGCGUCGGGCCCGGACCGGGGCCCCUGCGGCAUCCACGCCCCUUGACGGCGGCAGAUCUCCACCUAGAGCUUGAGAAGGAACAAGAGGCAGUGGUCAACCGCCUCACCCGCGAACUCUCCAUCCUCCGCGCCGCACAGAAUGCCUCAGUCGCCUCGAACGCCUCCUCCACCUCCGCCAGCGCAUCGGGUACCGAGCCCGGCCAGUGGGGGGAAGUCACCCAACCCAGCCUAGGCACGAGCCACUACCAGCCGGUCCGCCACCAGCGCACCUCGUCGAGCGCCAGCGCCCGCAGCCUCACCGCCAACGCCGGCUCGGUAUCGACCACCUCACUCGCGGGCAUAUCCUCCCCGGUACCGGUCCGCCCCACCGCCCAGACCCCGAUCGCCAUCGGCGGCAUCGCGCUCAGCAGGCAGAAUAGCAGCGCCUCGCGCCGCAGCCGCACCGGCUCGCCGUCCCCGGCCGCCCACCGAAGCAGCAGCACCAGCCACCCCUACCAGCACGCCCCGGGCAGCGAGCCCGGCUCGCUCCCAGGCUACUUCACAUCCCGCAUGCCCAUGCCCAUGCGAUCACAGUCAGGCACGGGCACGAACACAAACACGACCUCCGCGGCCGCCACCCCGACGACGACCACCACCACCGCGACGGCCGCGAGCGAGCUGUCGCCGGGCAUCCUGCCGGCCACGUCGCGGUACGAGGAGACGGCGCUGCGCCGCGCCGAGCUCGACGAGUACAAGCGCGAGAACGAGGCCCUGCGCCGCCGCGUCCGCGAGCUCGAGAGGCUGGUCCGCGACGCUUCUGCCCUGAAGGAAGGUGGCGGUGGCGGUGGCUCGUCGUCGCAGCAGUCGCAGCAGCAGCAGUCACAAGCACAGCCGCAGUCUCAACAGCAGCAGGUGGAGAGGCGGCGGGCUGUGAGCACGGCGAGCGCGGCCGGGAGUGCGAUGGGUGUGGGCGUGCCCGAGGAGGAGGUCGGUGUGGGGGAGAGCGCUGCUAGUGGUGGUGCUGGGAGGGGCAGGGGGCGCGGGAGAGCGGGCAGGGGGGACUGA